Molecule: messenger RNA, 393 nt
Organism: Theileria equi strain WA
Lineage: Eukaryota; Apicomplexa; Aconoidasida; Piroplasmida; Theileriidae
Product: signal peptide-containing protein
Exons: 3
Coding region: 1-393 (130 amino acids)
Molecular function (GO): peptidyl-prolyl cis-trans isomerase activity
Source: RefSeq, a predicted model, not a curated record
AUGUUCAUAAGAAACUUUUCGUUACUACUAGUAUUUACAUGGUGUACAUUGCUUACUACCUCUAAUUUGUCAACUUACGCUUAUGUAUUGGAAAAUUUUGAACUGGAGAAUAAGAUAACUUCACACAUAUUAAAAUUUGGUAACAAAGAUAGUGAAUCAACGAAGUUAGGUUCAACAGUCCAUAUAAAAAUCAAAUCCUUUUCACCAAUUCUUAAUUCUGACCUUGUGGGUGAAUCUACCCAAACGUUCGAGAUCGGAAAGCAUUCCGUUACUCCACUAAACAAUGCCCUAGUGAAUAUGAGAGUAGGUGAAACACGACGCAUCGGGAUCCCAUUGGCUAAUAUUGGUAAAAUUUACUAUGAAAUUUCUCUUUUGGACAUAUUAAUUCACUGA